Diversispora eburnea is the source of this 258-nucleotide messenger RNA. The record is from the annotation of a GenBank genome assembly. Lineage: Eukaryota; Fungi; Glomeromycota; Glomeromycetes; Diversisporales; Diversisporaceae.
AUGCCGAUCUUGAAAUACUCUUUGAUUUCUUAUGAAUAUGAAAAGACUUAUGAGUCUCGCAUUAAAAAAUUGGAAGUUAAAAAUGCCAAACUAGGUUUACGUAACCAAGAAUUGAUGGCAAAAAAUGCUGAGUUAGUUGCUCGAAUUAAAGAAUUGAAGGCUUCUAAUAAUGGAAGGAACGAUCAUAAGAAAUUCGACACGCAAAUGAAGAAGUUGAAGGCUACAAUUAAUGGAGUGAGAUAUGAAUACGCAAAAUGA